This is a messenger RNA of Jatropha curcas, 1387 nucleotides long. Its product is annotated as peroxidase A2. Lineage: Eukaryota; Viridiplantae; Streptophyta; Magnoliopsida; Malpighiales; Euphorbiaceae. Gene Ontology annotation, biological process: hydrogen peroxide catabolic process; response to oxidative stress. Gene Ontology annotation, molecular function: peroxidase activity; heme binding. The record is from RefSeq and is a predicted model, not a curated record.
CAUACUAAACGCAUGCACCGAGCAAGAAAACAAUCAAGAGAUUCUGUUAAAAACCGGGCAAAUAACAAUGUUUUCUUCUUCUUCUUCUUCUGUUAGUAGUAAUGUUUACUUGGCACUUAAAAUUAUUUUGGUAGCCAUAAUUCUGCAGCACCAAUCUAAUGCUCAACUGAGUGCUACUUUUUAUAAUACUACAUGCCCGAACGUGUCUGCCAUAGUUACCAAUGUAAUACAACAGGCUCUUCAAUCUGAUCCCCGGAUCGGAGCUAGUCUCAUUCGCCUUCAUUUUCAUGAUUGCUUCGUGGAUGGAUGUGAUGGUUCAAUUUUGCUGGAUAAUACUUCAAGCAUACUGAGUGAGAAAUUUGCAGCUCCGAACGUUAAUUCGGCUCGGGGUUUCGAUGUAGUGGACAAUAUUAAAACUGCUGUGGAAAAUUCUUGCCCUGGUGUUGUUUCUUGUGCAGACAUCCUUGCACUAGCAGCAGAGGCUUCUGUUUCUUUAGCAGGAGGACCUUCAUGGACUGUACUGGUAGGAAGAAGAGAUAGUCAAACUGCAAAUCAAGGGGGAGCCAAUACUUCUAUUCCUACUCCUUUUGAUGGCCUAACCAACAUUACUUCCAAGUUUUCUGCUGUUGGUCUAAACACCAAUGAUCUGGUCGCUUUAUCAGGUGCCCACACAUUUGGACGUGCUCAGUGUAGAACAUUUAGCAAUAGGCUAUUCAAUUUUAGUGGCACAGGCAACCCUGACCCUACACUGAACACUACAUAUUUAGCUACUCUGCAACAAAUAUGUCCACAAGGAGGCAAUAUCUCUGCUCUAGCAAAUCUUGAUCCAACAACACCAGAUACUUUCGACAGUAACUAUUUCACAAAUCUACAGAACAAUCAAGGGCUUCUUCAAUCGGAUCAAGAACUAUUUUCGACGUCGGGUGCUUCUACUAUCUCUAUUGUUAACACCUUCAGCAGUAAUCAAACUGCAUUCUUCCAAAGUUUUGUUCAGUCAAUGAUUAAUAUGGGAAAUAUUAGUCCUUUAACAGGAAGCAAUGGAGAGAUUAGAGCAGAUUGCAAGAAAGUCAACGGAAGCUAAUUAAUUAUUAAUUAUGCUAUGAAAUUAAAAUCAGAAAGUGAUUAGCUUGGUGCUUAAUUUAUUUAAUGAUAGAGAGAGUGUUGUCAUUUUAAAGAAUUUUAUUCAAAUUUGAUUGAUAUUGCUUUGUCUUUUUUUUUUUUUUUAAAAAGGUUGUUUGGGUUGUAUUUUUUUUUCUCUCAUGUGUAAAUAAGGGGUGCCUCUUUCUUUUAGUAAUCUUUAGGAAUAAGUUAUACUUAUUGCAGAAAGGAAUAUGUUCUUCAAGAUUUGGAAAGAAUGGUGAAUUUUUUUUAGUCCUUCAACGAGGGA